UCAAGAGAUCAAGAAAAGCCAACCAUGACUUAGAGCUAUACACCUGGUAGUACGAAUGCCAGCAGGGCUGUGUUGUAGUAGUCGUCAUUUCCGGCUAUGCCACGAUACCAUGAGCUGGGAAGUUCGGCUUGUAUGUUUCAUGAAUGUGUGAGUACUUGCAGCUUCAAUGACGUUGAUGCCAUGGUUUUGAGGCUGGAAGUAACACCUCAGGUGGCGUUUCCAAGUGAUGCACCGGAAAUAGCUCUACGGGCUAUGUCGCACAGGUCUAUCGUGAGAGCGUGCAACUCCAGACGAGCAGAGUCUGGGACCAAGAUAUAAGGAUGUCGUAGGUCCAUAUGAUGAUGGUAUCCAAUCACGCAAAUCAAUUGACGCACGCUCGCUCUACAUUACCACACUCUCACGCUCGCUUUUCGAUUUCGACAUCAUUCGAUCAACGUCCUGCCUCAUUAGCAUUAUUCGUGAUUGUCUACUCAGCUUUACUCUCUUCGUGUCAAACAUGCUCGCCAGCGUGUCAGCAAGCAAGGAGCCAUGUGCCCACAUUGCUCCUGCCGCGACGACAACACUUGAGCCACACCUCACACGACUCCUUUCGUUAAACACAUUCGACUUGCCGCAACAGCAAGCAGAAGACCUCGCGCACUCGGCGUCGGCGGUGCUACCCACUCCAACGUCAGAUAUUCUAGGCGGACACCCACUGAGGAUUCUGGUGGCACCGUCAGGGUUUAAAGAAAGUCUAGGCCCAGAACACGUGGCUGAUGCGAUCGAGGCAGGCAUCCGAAAGGUGCUCGAUCGCAGUUCCGUUAUCCUGCGCAAAAUUCCUCUGCAUGACGGUGGAGAGGGCUUUGCUCGUGCAUUGGUAGCGGCCCAUGGCGGAUCUAUCGUCGACGUGCCAGUCACCGGCCCUACUGGAUCGGCGGUAGAAUCGCACCUUGGCUUUAUUGGCAAGGACAAGAAGACGGCUGUACUGGAUAUGGCGGCAGCGGCAGGGCUCCGUUUGGUCCCAAAAGACGAACGCGACCCAACGAUUACCACUACGUAUGGGGUGGGACAGCUUAUCAAGAGAGCGCUCGAUGCAGGGUCCACAAAGAUCAUCAUUGGAUGUGGAGAUUCGGGAACCUCAGACGGAGGAGCGGGGAUGCUCCAGGCGCUCGGUGUCCGUUUACUUGAUGAAGAUGGCGAAGAGUUACCCAAGGCUGGCGGUGGUCGAUCAUUAGCACGUCUAGCCAGCAUCUGCUGGGCUGAUGUGCAUCCUCGACUACAAAAGAAUGCUGGUAAGCCACCCGCGUCUCACCUCCAUACCAGUUCUAACGUUAAUCCAGCCGAGAAGGUCCAGAUAGAGGCCGUAUGCAACAUCAAGAAUGUACUCUGCGGGUCCAAAGGAGUCGCGCGAGUGUAUGGGCCGCAGAAGGGAGCUACGCCUGCUCAAGUCGAUAUGCUUGCAUCAUCGCUUGAACGGCUGGCGCAGGUUGCUCAUUCGACGCUUGGAGAGGACAUCUCUCAGACCCCAGGCAGCGGUGCCAGUGGAGGUCUCGGAGCAGGUUUGAUGUUGCUCGGCGCUACAUUGCGUGCCCGCGCCGAAGCCAUCAACGAGUACUUUGAAUUUGACCGGGUUUUCGAGAAUCAGUGGGAUUUCGUCAUUACGGCGGAGGGCGCUCUGGAUUUCCAGUCGCCAAAUGGGAAGAUGACGACAGAGAUUGCUCGUCGCGCAAGGCGGAACGGGGCGCAGGUGGUUGCGCUAGCCGGUACCAUCGGGGAAGGAGCAGACGGCUGCUACGGCGCAGGCAUCAAAGCCUUCACGAGCAUUCUGAGGGGGCCAGUAACCCUAGAACAGGCAAUCGUUCAGACUGAGGUAUUGGUCAAGGACGGCGCCGAGAAAGUGAUGCGCAUGAUCAUGGUAGGGUUGGCUCUUGGACGGCACCGCUGAAGGGGUGCACCGCCCUGAACAAGAGAUUUGGGGCCUUGGUACGGCCGCGAUGGCGCUGCCACCGGCAUUAGGACUCACAGAUAGUUUUCUGGAUGUUUUUAGCAAGCAAUAACGAAGUAAUGAUG
Alternaria rosae is the source of this 2049-nucleotide messenger RNA. Its product is annotated as glycerate kinase. Gene Ontology annotation, molecular function: glycerate kinase activity. The transcript has 2 exons. Bases 497 to 1924 code for a protein of 475 amino acids. The record is from RefSeq and is a predicted model, not a curated record. NCBI's taxonomy places the organism in Eukaryota, Fungi, Ascomycota, Dothideomycetes, Pleosporales, Pleosporaceae.